GAUUAUAUAGGAUGAAACGUUGGUUUUGACCGGACCAACUCGAUCAAUCGAGGUGUCCGACUCCGUGUUCUUCGAGGUGAAUCUCAAGUUGAAGGAGGAGGAGGAUGACGGCGAUGUCGUCGUCGACGACAGAGAAUUCAGCAAAGGGCUAAUCGAAUUUAGAAGCCUGAGCAUGCCAAGAGGUGUCGAGGAUGUGGUCGUCGGAAGCUGCAGCACGCUGGAUAGCAGGCUCAGCACGGUCGAGCUCUCCUACGCCUACAUCGGAGGCGCCGUCGAGGCCGCCGUCGACGUCACCCUGCGCCUGCCUGCCGCCGCCGGCGCCGGCCGCCAUCGUCGCUGCUUCCAUGGACAGAUCACUGCGUGCAGCAGCAGCAUCCCGGAUGCAUCCAUUGUGCUCUACGACAGCAGCAAAGUGAACGCGACCAGCAAUUCUUCAGCUGGAGGCGCCGCCGGAGACGUCGCCGUCGAUCUUGCCCGCCGCGUCAUGGCCGUCCGUGCGGCCGACGAGCUCGUCUUGACGCUCAUUGCUGCUGCAGGCGAUGCUGACUGCCACCAUUAUCGCACAAAUGUCGAAUUCACUCCAAGGAUCUGUGGUUCAGAGAGCCUUGAAGUCAGCAUCUGCGGAAUUAAGCUGCUCAUCAAGGUUUCCUGGUCUGCAUUUUAA
This is a messenger RNA of Oryza sativa Japonica Group (Japanese rice), 664 nucleotides long. RefSeq lists its product as uncharacterized. NCBI's taxonomy places the organism in Eukaryota, Viridiplantae, Streptophyta, Magnoliopsida, Poales, Poaceae. The record is from RefSeq and is a predicted model, not a curated record.